Polychytrium aggregatum is the source of this 1590-nucleotide messenger RNA. RefSeq lists its product as uncharacterized. The record is from RefSeq and is a predicted model, not a curated record. The transcript has a single exon. Bases 67 to 1590 code for a protein of 507 amino acids. Gene Ontology annotation, molecular function: protein binding. Lineage: Eukaryota; Fungi; Chytridiomycota; Chytridiomycetes; Polychytriales.
CCUCCUUCGUCGACGGUCUCGCAUCCGUCGUUAUCGAUCUCCACUCCGUCGACAUUAUUAUGCACCAUGACAACUGGCGCCGGUUCUCCUCAUGCGCUCGAUGUGAUCUCUCCUUCCGACAACCGCUGCCCUGAUAUCUUCACCGUCGUCUGCUUCAACCACAGCUUCCAGUCCGCCCUCGACUAUGCUACAAUCAAAGCCCUUCUCUACGUCUGCCGGCGAGCCCAGCCCCUCCUGAGCUCCAAGAUGUCUCGCCUCCACGAUUGGUGUCAGACGACUGAUCUCCGUCGCCCCGAUGGAUCGUUGCGGAUUCGGCUCACCCCUGCCGACCAGAUUGCCCUCUCGCUCCAUUGCGAUGAUCAAGCCACCCUCGACCGUUCCUGGCUCGUUGCUCUGGCAGAGCAGAAAAACGCCUCUGCCUCGUAUCUCCUGGCCCAGAUCAUGCAACACGAGAUCGAUCAGGAAGUACAAGUUGAGGAUGGGUCUGAAAGGAGGAGGGCCCGGUAUCAGCAAUUGUUUCAGCACCUUGAGAAUGCAGUCCGCUCAGGCCAUCGAAUCGCACAGUUCCAUCUGGCUGGCUGCUAUCACGAUGGCACCGGUGUCGACCAAGACCGCACCAAAGCUGUUGAAUUGUAUCGAGACCUUGCCGAGAGUGGAUUGCCUCAGGCUCAAGUUGGACUCGGUCGAUGCUACGAAGGCGGCGAAGGUGUCGAUCGAGAUUUCAACACCGCCAUCGAGUGGUAUACCAAAGCCGCUGAUCAGGGAUGCGAUGAUGGCCAACUCGACAUUGCGUUCCUUCGGGGCUGGUUCUCACUCAUCGGUCAUGGCGUCGAACAGAGCGACGAAACUGCCUUCCACCUCUGGCAGGAGGUCAGCACCCAGUCCAACAGCCCAGUCCACAAGCCCAUCGCCACCCAUAUGGUUGGAUGGAUGCUCUAUCUUGGCCGGGGUACCCAGCAGGACAAGCAGCGAGGAAUCGCGAUCAUCCGCGAUAACAAGUCAGACGAGUUCCCUCUCGGCGAAGAUAAUGGCCUGGCCUGUGGCUGGAACUACACACUGAAAUCAUCCGACUCGCCCGCAUCCCGCACGUUCUUUGAGCUGUGUCAGCUCGGAUCGGAUCGUGACUGGCUGUGCAAGCAUCUCAAGGCUGUGUGUCUGAUCAACAGAUUCGGAGCCCAGGUGGAAUCGGGACAAGCAGCGAGCAUCUUUGAGCAACUUUCCAACGACGGCCACAGCGACAGCCAGUUGUGGAUCGGGGAUUUAUAUAGUUCCGGUGGUGGGGAGUCGGAGGCAUUCGAAUGGUACAGCAAAUCGGCCAACAAGGGCAACUCGUAUGGCGAGUGGAUGGUUGGCUUUUGCUAUUACGAUGGGAUCGGCGUCGCCCAGGACUACGUCAAGGCAGCCGAAUGGUUCCGCAAGUCGGCCGAGCAAGGAAAUCGAUAUGGACAGUAUUGGCUCGCCAACUGCUACGAGUACGGCGAAGGUGUCGCCAAGGACAUUGACACUGCCAUCGUCUGGUGCCGCAGGGCUGCAGAACAAGGAGAGCAAGAUGCUGCCGUCAAUCUCGGGUUUCUCUGCCGGUCGUCCUGA